This is a messenger RNA of Acanthosepion pharaonis, 651 nucleotides long. The record is from the annotation of a GenBank genome assembly. Lineage: Eukaryota; Metazoa; Mollusca; Cephalopoda; Sepiida; Sepiidae.
AUGGGCCGUAUGAAUGUUGUAGAGCCUCCGAGGAGGAAAAAACGUGCCCAUGAUGCUAACAAACCGAAGAGGUCUACAUCGGCAUAUUUCUAUUUCAUGGCCAGUUGUCGAGAACAGGCCGCUAGAGCCGGGACCCAAAUUACCAAAGUUACGGAGUUUACCAAAGAAUGCUCUGCAAGAUGGAGGAAUUUUACUCCCCUGGAAAAAAAACCGUUUGAGGAAAAAGCAGCAUUGGAUAAGGCGCGAUACGACCGUGAGAUGGCCCAGUACAAAGGCAAAGAUAUGGUUGAUCCAAAUAAACCGAAGCGGCCACAAACGUCUUAUUUCCUCUUCUUGGCAGAGUUCCGGAAAAUGAUGCAGGGCAAACUUGAUCAUAAAGACAUUCUUCGAAAAGCAGGAGAGCAGUGGAGAAACAUGACGGACGAACAAAAGAAACCGUUCGAAAUAAAAAGUCAGGAAGAAGCGAAGAAGUACGAAAUUGCGAUGGCCGAGUAUCGAAAGCGACAAGGAGGAGUGGUGAUGCUUGACGGCGGUCCGGAGGAGAAAAGAACAAAGAUAGAAGAUGGCGUGGUCGGGUACGGGGAAGAUGUCGAGGAAGAAGAGCUGGACGACGAGGAGGACGAAGAGGGAGACGAAGACGAUGACGAAUGA